GAGCCGCGCUGCCACCGUGUCCGAGCCGGAGCCGCAGCCCGCUGCCGGAGCGUCGCGGGGCCCCGAGUCCGAGCCGAACGCCCUCCUCGCCGCCCGCUGCGUCCCAGCGCCCGCCGGAGCCGCCGCGCCGCCCGCGCACCCCCGAAGCGGCCGGGCCCGAGCCCGCCUCGGCCCUCUGCUCGUCCUCCCCGCCCCGCACCGGCCUUCACUCUGGAGCCGCCCCGGCAGCCGCAGCAGGGGCGGCGGCGGCGGAUCGAGGAGCUCUCCAGGUCGUCCCGGGAGAGGCUGCUGCAGUCCCGUGACAAGAUGUUCUCCAAGUUCACCUCCAUCCUGCAGCACGCCGUGGAGGCGCUUGCACCUUCUCUUCCUUUACAAGAAGAUUUUGUUUAUCACUGGAAGGCAAUUACCCAUUACUACAUAGAGACUUCGGAUGAUAAAGCCCCAGUGACAGAUACAAAUAUUCCCUCUCAUCUGGACCAGAUGUUAGGUAUUUUGCUACAGGAAGAACGGGAGCGAGAGUUCGGAGUGACAGGGCCGUGUAUGGAAUAUUUGCUUCAUCACAAGAUCUUGGAAACGUUAUAUACCUUAGGAAAAGCUGAUUGUCCCCCAGGGAUGAAGCAGCAGGUGCUGGUGUUCUACACUAAACUCUUGGGGAGGAUCCAGCAGCCGCUGCUCCCGCACAUUAACGUCCACAGGCCGGUGCAGAAAUUAAUUCGACUGUGUGGUGAAGUACUUGCAACACCAACGGAAAAUGAAGAAAUCCAGUUUCUCUGUAUUGUAUGUGCAAAGCUGAAACAAAAUCCCUACUUGGUUAAUUUUUUUCUGGAGAAUAAGUUGAAGUCAUUGGCUUCCAAAGGCACACCAGAUGUAAUUUCAGAAGACUCACUGAAAGGUCAGGAUUCCGUGUCAACAGACACGGGCCAGUUCUGUCAGCCAGAGGAACUGUCUGGUGCUGUGGGGCUGGAGCACACAGAGACAGAAGAUGAGCCUCCUCAGCAGAUGGAUGAGCUGUCCACCAGCUUGGAUAGCCUAGCCGUCAGCCCACUGCCUGAGGCCACGGUUGUUCGUCCAAACCAGGAUUACAACUUAGUGAAUUCCUUGUUAAAUCUCACUAGAAGUCCUGAUGGCCGGAUAGCUGUGAAAGCCUGCGAGGGCUUGAUGCUGUUAGUCAGUUUGCCGGAGCCUGCGGCUGCCAGGUGCCUCACGCAGAGCACGUGCCUGUGCGAACUGCUGACAGACAGGCUCGCCUCCCUGUACAAGGCCCUACCUCAGUCCGUGGAUCCGUUAGAUAUCGAAACAGUGGAAGCGAUUAACUGGGGCUUGGACUCAUAUAGUCAUAAAGAAGAUGCUUCAGCAUUCCCAGGAAAACGAGCCUUAAUUUCAUUUCUUUCCUGGUUUGAUUAUUGUGAUCAACUUAUAAAGGAAGCACAAAAGACCGCUGCUAUUACUCUUGCCAAAGCUGUCCACGAAAGGUUUUUUAUUGGAGUUAUGGAACCUCAGCUGAUGCAAACUUCUGAGAUGGGUAUUCUAACAUCAACUGCUCUGCUCCAUCGCAUUGUUCGGCAAGUAACCUCUGAUGUUUUGCUUCAAGAAAUGGUGUUUUUUAUCCUUGGAGAACAGAGGGAACCGGAAACUCUGGCAGACGUUAGCAGACACCCUUUAAGACAUAGGUUAAUAGAGCAUUGUGAUCACAUAUCUGAUGAGAUAAGCAUAAUGACGUUAAGAAUGUUUGAACAUCUUUUACAAAAACCCAACGAGCACAUUCUUUACAACUUGGUCCUAAGAAAUCUCGAAGAAAGAAAUUAUACCGAGUAUAAGCCUCUGUGUCCAGAAGAUAAAGAUGUGGUGGAGAAUGGAUUGAUAGCAGGAGCCGUAGAUCUGGAAGAAGACCCAUUAUUUACUGACAUUUCGCCGGAUAACACUCUGUCAAAUCAGGAGUGGCUUAGCUCUUCACCCCCUGCUACUCCAGACCACCCCAAAAAUGAUGGGAAAACUGAAGUCCAUAAAAUUGUAAAUAGUUUUCUCUGUCUGGUACCCGAUGAAGCAAAAUCGUCCUACCAUGUCGAGGGCACUGGAUAUGACACCUACCUCCGAGAUGCUCACAGGCAGUUCCGGGACUACUGUACUAUCUGCUUAAGAUGGGAGUGGCCUGGAUCUCCAAAAGCAUUGGAAAAGUGCAAUUUAGAAGCUACUUUCUUUGAAGGUCAUUUUUUGAAAGUUUUAUUUGACAGAAUGGGAAGAAUUCUUGAUCAGCCAUAUGAUGUAAAUUUACAAGUCACCUCCGUGUUAUCUAGACUUUCCCUCUUCCCUCAUCCACACGUACACGAGUACCUUUUGGAUCCUUAUGUAAACCUUGCUUCUGGCUGUAGAUCCCUCUUCUCUGUCAUCGUCAGGGUUGUCGGAGACCUGAUGGUGCGAAUUCAGCGUAUUCCAGACUUUACUCCCAAGCUUCUGUUAGUCAGAAAGCGAUUGCUUGGCUUGGAACCUGAAGGCCCUAUCAUUGACCACAUCACUUUGCUAGAGGGUGUGAUCGUGUUGGAAGAGUUCUGUAAGGAACUGGCGGCAAUUGCAUUUGUGAAAUACCAUGCUUCCUCCACACCGUAAUAGCGUCCUCCAAGGAGCUAAGGGAGCAGAACUGUAGUGUACAUUUCAUCAAAAAAGACUCAGCUUCACCCAGCCGAGAGGAUAAAAAGCCUUUUUAAAUGAAGUACUGCUGUAAACUGGACAGAACCAUUAAGAACCCAUUGAGUGGACAUUCUCAGUAAAAUGUAUGAUGUUGUUUUCAUUGGCUUUACCGUAAUGGUUCUAUAUGUAAGAUUGCACGUCCUUGAAUCCAGGAUACAAUCAAAGGAACUUCAGGAAAGAAGCAUUUCUAAUGCCUGUGUGAAAAGCUGCAAAAUUUCUGAUGUCAUGACUUUGAUGAUAUUUCUGUUAUUUUAAUAUCCUUUUAGGUAGCAAGGCAUUUUGACAUUCUCUGGGACUCAAAUGCUUAUAUUCUUUUGGAUUAAUAAGUAGCAAAGAAAAAAAAACGAACUAAUUUUAUAACUUUUUAAGGUCAGAAUUCUUAUCAAACAAAAUAUGGAAAAAAACUGUAAAUGAGAAAAAAUACAAUUCAGAAACCAUCAAAUGAGUUAAUAGGAGAUAAAAAUGUGUAGAGCACCAUUAACUUUCUUCAGCUUUUCUAAGAAUAACAAUUUAAUAUGAUAAAGAAGUUCUUGAUUAAUAUAUAUUUUUUAAAAAAACGUUCUUUUACUCUUGGUGCACAUAGCCAUGUUAGUGAUUGAUUUUCACGUAUGGGUCCCAGUAUAUUUAAACUGUCAUUUUUGCAACAAUGUUGAAUUUGUGCUCACCAUUGGUAAUGUUUGCUGAAAUAGUAUUUUUUUAAGCUAAUGAAAAUAUAUUGGGUUGCGAACCUUUUUUUUUUUCCUUCUGUCCCUCUCUGAAAGUUGCUUUAUAAAAAUUGCUUUAUAAUUUGAUUUCUUACUGAAAUGCAUGGUAGUGUCUAGGCGGGAACGGAUAACCCUUUGGCAGCAAUCAAAAUGCCAGUGGGCCUCCUCAGUGUUUACAGUUGUUUGUUUUUUGGUUUUUGUUUUUUUUUCCAUUUUGUUCAGUCUUUUGUUUUAAAUGAUUCUAAGAUUUAAAAGGAAAACCAGUCUGUCCUGUUUACGUGUUAAGGAAUUUUGGGUCAAUUGGGUCUAUAUGAAGGACUGUGUGGUAGUUCAGCGGAGCUGUGCUGUGCACGGCGUGCUUCUCCUAGAUUUACAGAAUGCUGUUUGCUGAUCCACUUUCUACUCCUCCUUUGAGUGAUGCUUGUCACUCAGAUGUUGCUUUUAAGCUUUCUUCUUCCUCUCCUCCUCCUCCUCCUCUUCCCGUUGAAAUGUUAAGCAGCAGCGCUUUGUGCUUUAUCUCUCCAUUUGCUGAAAUUUGCCGGGAGCGGACUAUCAAAAUUUCCAGCUUGGAAGGAGGCGUCGCUGCUCCUUGUAAGAAGUUGUUUUAUGUAGCGUGUUUGUGUAUGUACAUCAUGUGGCAUGUGCAUAGAAGCGCAUUUUACACCUUCUGCUAAUUUUGUUGUAUUUUUCUGAUUUAUAGUUAGUUUUGGCUAUUUAUUAAGAACAAAAUAGCAAAAGAUUAUGAAUAUUCUUGGCUCUAGAAUGCUUAUCAAUGUUAAGACUACCUUUCUAGUUUAAUGCAAAUCUUUGUUAGCUCAGUCUAAGCACAUUUAUUAAGCGCAACAAGGAAAAAAACAAAAGUGGGAGAUGGUUACUUUGUGCGUGAUUUUCUUCAAAUGAUUUUUAAUGACGGGAAAGCAUUGUUCAGUGCUCUGUAUUUAUUGACCAGCCCACGCGAGAAACACUGCAACAUUUCCAUUUUUAGACAUGGCUGUAGUCAGUUACUUUGAUGUAGGUUUAUUUAAAAUAAGGCAUUAAGAGAUAGUAGAUACUUCUUAAUGUUUGCGCAGUGCUCAAUGGGUGUAUUAGCAAUUACCUCUCAAGCCAAAUACUAUUUUAUCCUUGAUUUCGCAAUGGGACCUUACAGCUAAUACAUGACACCAAGCUCAGAAAAGCUUUAACUUUUAUAUUUGUGUGUGUGUGUAUGCUGCUUCUUAAUUUUCCUAAGUUAUUGUAAUGAUUUUGAUCUGUAGUCAGCUAAAGCUUAAGAUCUAAGUUGUUUCUCUUCUGAGCUUCUCUUUCUUUCUUCUUCCUGUUUAGUUCAGACAGACCUAGAGCCAGCACAAGUUCUCACAGUGAGUUGGAUUUGUCAGUGAAACAAUGUGCUACUAGUCUAUGUCGUACUGUCUUGUGAAAGCUGAAUAUUUCUGUUACUCAGUACUUGCAAAACAGUGACUCAAAUGCACUGUGUUGGGUGGAAAGUAGCACCUUAACAACCGAUUGCCAUAGCAAGUUCCAAGAUGAAUGUUAGCCCGGCUUCACAUCAGUAUAAAUAGGUAUGCACAUUGUUUUUAACUUUCUAACAGUAUAGUCUUUGACUUUAUUUUUAGUAAUGAGCCACAUUCUUCACUUGCUAGAACUCAGAUUUGUCCUCAGCCAAUUAUCAUUGUAUUAGUCACAUUCUAACUAUGUAAUGUUCUCAUAAUGUAUCUAUCUGUGCAAUAUGGAAGCUAUGAGAGGAUUCAUAGCCCUUUGGUUUAAUUGUACAUUAUUAUGUGUGUGUACAUGUGUAUAUAUGUGUGUGUGUGUGUGUAUGUGUGUGUAUACACACACAUACACACACACACACAAAAGGACCAAAAUCCUUGGCUUGCUUACACUGUUGCUAGUGUAAAGAUUGUUACACUUAAUUUUACGGGGCACAAAUUAUGGAAUUACUUCAUAAUUCAUGGUGACAUAUUUCCAUAAAUUAUCACAUUAAUAUACAAUUCCCUUUUAAUUAUGAAGUUCACAGGUAUUGACAGAAGUUGCAGUCAAGUGCUAAAACCACAAAUUAUAUGGCACUUAUAUUUUGGGUUGUAUAAUUAAUCAAAAUAUGCAUGUCAUUGUGACACUUGAUAUGUUAAAACAUGAUAGAUAAUCAUAUUUCUGGGCCCUGUAAAAUAGUGUUACUAUAAUACUCUGGCCUCCUGCCUUGUUUACAUUAAACAAAGGAUAUUUGGUAAAUUUUUCUAUUGAACAUUGUGUAGGUUACUGACAGUAUUACCAAGGCCGGAGUUCUUGGGCCGUCUGUGAAGAAAAACUCUUCAGAUGGUGAUUGUGUACCUACUAUUUCUUCAAAAGGAGGUUGUGAUUAAGUUCAACUUUUUGUGCUAAUGAUGCAUGCAGGACUAAGAGGGAUAAUCCAAAAAUAAAUAAUGUAAUUUAAGCAAA
Messenger RNA from Callorhinus ursinus (northern fur seal), 5822 nucleotides. RefSeq names its product FHF complex subunit HOOK interacting protein 2A (gene FHIP2A). NCBI's taxonomy places the organism in Eukaryota, Metazoa, Chordata, Mammalia, Carnivora, Otariidae. The record is from RefSeq and is a predicted model, not a curated record.